AUGGGGCCGAGCCGAGCCCUGUCCAGCCGGCGGGACAAAGUGUCUCUAUACAUGAGGGUCAUUGUGAAGACUGUGCGUUCAAGGAAGUGUCCUCACUGCCGGUCCCACAGGCCACACGGUCCCACAGGCCACACGGUCCCACAGGCCACACGGUCCCACAGGCCACACGGUCCCACAGUCCACACAGUCCCACAGUCCACACGGUCCCACAGGCCACACGGUCCCACAGGCCACACGGUCCCACAGUCCACACGGUGCCACAGGCCACACGGUCCCACAGGCCACACGGUCCCACAGGCCACACGGUCCCACAGUCCACACGGUCCCACAGGCCACACGGUCCCACAGGCCACCGUCCAAAAGGCCAACUAUAGCAACGACUUCUACUCAGUGAUCAGCCUCAGUGUGCCUCAGCCGACUGUGGAAAGGCUCUGUGGUUUGUCCUCGGCCCCCGGCUCCGGCUCCUGCUGCCCCCUGGCCCCCCCUCGGCUCCGCGGCGCUCAGACCCACGGCAGGCCCAGCCAGCGCCCGGUGCAUCGUUCAGUCCUCUCGCUUCCAGCUCUGUCCAUCGACUUUAGGAAGAACACCCGAUCAAACGCACAGCUGGACACUGCAGAAGCAAGAGAGCAGAGCAGACGCCUGUCCCACUGCCUCCUCUCCCUCAUCUCCCCCCCUCUCUCGGUCCUCUCCCCCUCUCUCUCCUCUUCCCCCUCUCUCUCCUCUUCCCCCACUCUCUCCCCUAUUCCCCCCUCUCCCUCCUCUCCUUCCUCUCCCGUUUCUCCCUCUUUUCCAUCCUUUUCCCCCUCUCCUCCUAUCCCUCCUCUUCUCUCUCCUCUCCUUCCUCUCCCUCCUCUCCCUCAUCUCCCCCAUAUCACCCCCUCUCGGUUCUCUCCUACUUUCUCCCCUAUUCACUCCUCUCCCUCCUCUCCUUCCUCUCCCUCCUAUUCCCUCCUCUCCCCCCUCUCCCUCCUGUCCUUCCUCUCCCGUUUCUCCCUCUUUUCCAUUAUUUUUCCCCCCUCCUCCCUCUCCUACCUCCUCUCCCCCCUCUCCCCCAUCCCUCCUCUUCCCUCUCUCUUCUCCCCCUUCUCGCUCCUCUCCUUCCUCUCCCCCCUUUCCCUCCUCUCCCCUCUUAUCCCUCCUCUCCUCCCUCUACACCCUCUCCCUCUCCUCCCUCUCUUUCCUCCUCUCUCUCCUCUCUCUCCUCUCUCCCCCCCUAACACUGCUGCUGUGGUCAUUUGUGACCCAGACCCAGAUGUACUUGGACAGGUCUCCCCUCAUGGCCUCUGGGUUCUCUGGGAUUUGCAGAUGCUGACUUUUUUAGCAUCACGCCUCAGCCAGGGGUCAGGGGUCGGACUCCCUUCGGCCCCGAUCUCUGAAGAGAACCAACAAGAGUCUUCCUGGGUACAACUCUGA
This is a messenger RNA of Knipowitschia caucasica, 1413 nucleotides long. NCBI's taxonomy places the organism in Eukaryota, Metazoa, Chordata, Actinopteri, Gobiiformes, Gobiidae. The record is from the annotation of a GenBank genome assembly.